Molecule: messenger RNA, 2684 nt
Organism: Monascus purpureus
Lineage: Eukaryota; Fungi; Ascomycota; Eurotiomycetes; Eurotiales; Aspergillaceae
Source: the annotation of a GenBank genome assembly
AAAAGCCCCUGCUUAUUGUCAUCUGCGACGGUGCUUCCUAGAAGGAGAAACGCUCUUAGUCACCUCGCGAUGAUGGUCUAAUCAAGUCUCCUAGAGUGAUCUGUAUCCUUGGCAUCCUAAUUAUGCUCCCCAGAGAUGCGCUAGUCCCUGUAUAAUAAUAAUGGCGGAUGACGGCAUGUCCAUUAUUCCCUAUCACUCUUCACCCCAGCUGGACGUCGUGCUGCGCCACAAUGAUUCAGUCGUGGUUCUCGAUCGGGACUCCCAGCAGUUAGUCUUGCAGAACACUGCUCACAGCGAUGGCAACCUGGAGUUGGCGGACUGCCCUUACUGUCAUCGCCCCAUGCACGAUGGCUCUAGACGGGAAUCUCACCAUGCUGGCUCUGGAGUCCAGGCUGAGUUCGUGAACCCGAACUAUUUCCGCAUGCUUCAUAAUAGCCUGCCUAGCUCACCCCAAUCAUCGUGUUCUCACUCCCCUCAUCGUCGUCUUGCCCAGUCAGCAAUCGGAGAUGGUUCAACAGGAGAUUUAGGUCGUCCGGGAGACGGCCCUUCUACACAUGGGAUAUCGUCCGCGGCCUUUAGCCAAAAUUACUUCAAGAAAUUCUUCGUUGAAGAAAGCGAGCUAGGGAAAGGAGGAAAAGGGGUGGUGUUACUUGUCAGGCAUGUUUUGGAUGGUGUCUCACUAGGAUACUACGCUUGCAAACGUGUGCCCGUUGGUGACGACCAUGAAUGGCUCGAAAAGGUUCUCGGAGAAGUGCAGCUGUUGCAACACCUCUCUCACCAAAACUUGGUUUCUUAUCGCCACGUCUGGCUUGAGAAUGUCAAGAUCAGUACUUUUGGCCCCAGUGUGCCAUGCGCAUUCAUUCUUCAACAGUACUGUAAUGCUGGUGACCUUCACAAAUACGUUUGUGGCCAAGUGCAGACGUCAGUUACAACCCAGCAAUUGAAGGAGCGUCUCAGAAGAAGAUCAAAGGGGGAACCGGAACCUCGGAAUGACCUGGCAGGCCCUCGAAGACUUCAACUAGAAGAGAUCUACUCUUUUUUCAAGGAUAUUACCUCGGGGCUACGUUAUCUCCACGCGAAUGGCUAUAUCCACCGUGAUUUGAAGCCUAGCAACUGUCUGCUACACCAAACUAGCGAUGGGAUACGAGUGUUGGUGAGCGAUUUUGGAGAAGUGCAAUCUCAAGACUCCAUACGCAAAUCUACAGGCUCAACAGGCACUGUUUCAUACUGUGCGCCUGAGGUUCUACAACCAGCCUAUCCAGACGGCCCUCUUGGGAACUUUACGUUUAAAUCAGAUAUCUUCUCAUUGGGCAUGAUCUUGUAUUUUCUGUGUUUUGCGCAGCUACCAUACCACAACGCUGACAUAAUAGAAGAAGAAAAUGAGGAUCUUGAGAAGCUCCGUGAAGAGAUUGCUAAUUGGAAUGGGCUUGAUGAUGUGUAUUCGAUCAGAGCUGAUUUACCUGAGAAACUCUAUGCGUUCUUGCAGCAGCUAUUGUCUAUUGAUCCUAGUCAGCGACCGUCUGCGGAUGAUGUUUUGAAUGGCAUUCAAGCUGGAGUCAAUGGAAAUGAAAACUUUCAUUUCAAGAGAUCUAAUUCAGUUGGGUCCGACUUACACUCAAGUUCUCGAGUGAAGUUUUAUGAAGGUUCAACAUCUCCAAGUGUCUCUCGACCGCCGCUUUCUCCUGCCACCACGCGCCUUUCCCGGAGUCCGGUAGCCUUGCGGCGCGGCUCGAUAUUUGACACGAAUGGUGCUAGAGCAAGCCAAACCCCUACAGAUGGCGAAAUCUCAGGAAUAAGCUAUGCUGUUCCUCCCGAACGGAAUUUGAUCGUACGUCGUGGAUUUUCUAAAACACCGCCGCUCUCAUCUGCUCGUGGAGAACACCGCGAUGAACGGCAAUUUGAAAAUGGUAAUGUCGAGCGGCAGCAACCGUUGCUCCCACUCCCUCCUUCAAAUCAAACUCCCGUUGGUGUCAGAAGAGCUAUUUCCGUCUGGGUCCCUUCUUUGCCUCUUAUGCAGCUAGGGUUAUUUCUCCUCAAAGUGGUCUCGUCCCUUCAGCCUUGCGCUCCUCUAGCAACUAAUCCAUGGAUCUUAUACCCGUUGCUUCUCUUGGCUGCGGUGAAUGUUCGGACGCGCAGUAUCAAGAUACAGGUUAUCGCCCUUUCUGUGCAUCUUCUUACAGUUGGUAUUAGUAUCAGAUUAGGUGUCUUGUGUACCUGGAAUCACCCAAGGACUACUGCAUACGGUAUUUAGUUUUCGGAACCCAAUGAAUAGGUUAUCCGGUUAACUGGCACACCAAGCGCUACAUUUUGUAGCUUUAUUUUGAUGAAACUAGGACCAGAGAACGACAGUUGACUUGUAAACUAUAUAUAUUACGGCGUCCUGUUUUCUAUUUAUCCUCGGGGAUUUGCACUCUGAGCACUAUAUAUCCCAAGCCUGCUUACCCCCUGAACGGCGACUGCACUGUCUAUAAUACCCUUCAAGCUAAACUUUUGCAUGCCACUCAUGACCCUUCAUCUACUGGGUUCUCCAAAACCUGGUUCUCUUCUUCUGUCACUACGUGAAUGUCGAGGGUGAAACGAAACUGCAACCUUAUAAUCUGGGCUACUUGUACGUAGGUACCCAACUCGAAAGAGCAAGCACAGUACAUACAGGGUGAAGUGCCAAAGAUGCAGCCAGAUAGCCC